This is a messenger RNA of Ipomoea nil (Japanese morning glory), 2348 nucleotides long. RefSeq names its product protein TPX2-like. Bases 1407 to 2189 code for a protein of 260 amino acids. NCBI's taxonomy places the organism in Eukaryota, Viridiplantae, Streptophyta, Magnoliopsida, Solanales, Convolvulaceae. The record is from RefSeq and is a predicted model, not a curated record. Gene Ontology annotation, biological process: mitotic spindle assembly; activation of protein kinase activity; regulation of mitotic spindle organization. Gene Ontology annotation, molecular function: protein kinase activator activity; microtubule binding. Gene Ontology annotation, cellular component: nuclear microtubule; mitotic spindle. The transcript has 19 exons.
GCAAAGGGAGAGGAAGCUGAAGAUGAGGCUGAGAUGGAUGGAUUUCGAAGUGAUGACGAUGACGAUGAGUCUGAUAGAGAAAUGGCAGAUGAUGACAAGGAUGGAGAUGAAGCUGACAGCCUAAAGCUCCAAAAGUUGGCAGCAAAGUAUACUAUUGAGGAAAAGGUGAUUGAAGAGCUUAUAAGAAUCUUGCACUUGAUGCUUUGGUUAUCCAGCAAGGAAGGCUGGCAGAGCAAAAGUGCAGCUGUAAGGAUGAGCUACUGCAGAUGGUGAGAUUUGGUGCUGAGAUGGUUUUCAGUUCCAAGGAUAGCACAAUCACAGAUGAAGAUAUAGAUAGGAUCAUUGCUGAAGGAGAUGAGGCUACAGCUGAACUUAAUGUCAAGAUGAAGAAGUUUACAGAAGAUGCCCCCCCCUCUAGGGUAAUCUAGAUCUCAUUUUAUGCAGCUGCUGAUAUUUUUGACUUUAAUGAUGAAAAGAACUGACUCACGACGGGGAAGCCAAUUUGGGAUCUGGUGACAAGCAGUCAGCUGUUCAUGGUUCUGUUUCUGCUGUAAUAUCAGUUCUCAAGGAUCCUGAAAGAAGCUGUCCUCACUUCAAGGUUUGCUCCACUCUGUGAAUAUCAACUUUGUUUAUACAAUUUGGUUUGCCUCAAUUAAGUUUCACUGACAAAGCCAACUUAGUUUCACUGACUGCUGAGAUUAUUUAACGGGAGCAUGCACCCCUUAGCCACCAAAAAUAACUUCUCAGAAAACAGCCCAACAAACUGAUGCUAAGAAGCACCAGACAGCUAAAGAAAGUAGCAAGUAUGAUCAGGAACCCCUAUGCAUUGAAGUCAGCAACCCAAUCACAAGUGAUAAGCAUUUAAUCCAGCUAGUGCAUGAAGGAAUGCAAAUAUUAAAAUUACAUCUGAAGCUCCAAAUUUUGCUCAAGAAAAUAAAGCUAUAAAGAGGCAAAAACUUGAAGAGGGGAAAGCUAGACAGCGGCUAUGUCGAUCAACGGCUACUGAAUUUCAAUGCCAAGUGGAAUGUUCUCCAUCGAUUCCCAGAAUUAUUACUGGAAUGGAUGUUUCCCAUGGCAUUUUCAGGAAGUCAUUCUUUUCACAUAGAUAGUAUAACCAGCCUGUCACAGAAGAAGUGACUCCUGACGGGGAAGCCAAGUUGGGAUCAUGUAAGAAGCUGUCCUCACUCCAAGUUUCACUGACUGCUGAGAUUAUUGAACGGGAGCAUGCACCCUUCAGCCACCAAAAAUAACUUCUCAGAAAACAGCCCAACGAACAGAUGCUAAUUGCUAAGAAACACCAGACAGCUAAACAAUAGCAAGUAUGAUCUCAAACCCCUCUGCAUUGAAGUCAAAAUCUGAAUCACAAGUGAAAAGCAUUAAUCCAGCUAGUGCAAGAAGGAAUACAUAUGAAAAUUACAUCUGAAAUUUCAAAUUCUGCUCAAGAAAAUCAAGCUAUAAAGAGGCAAAAACUUGAAGAGUGGAAAGCUAAACAGCAUCAAACCCCAACUUUAAUCCAUAAAACAAGAACUGGGAAAUCUACCAGCAACUUGUACACUUCAACUGCAAAAACACAUACAGAAGACAGAAAGAUUUAUGUUCGUGAACCAGCAGCCCCAUUUAUUUCAAUGGCAGAAAUGAUGAAGAAGUUCGAAUCUAGUACAAGGGAGAUGUCAAUACCAUGCAUGAAUUUUUCCAUGUCACAUGAUGGUAUGGCUGGAUCAGUGCAGAGGAAACCUAAGAUUGCACUGACAAUGCCUAAGGAACCUGAACUUGAAACAGCUCAACGUUACCGUCCAGUAAAACUUAAGAGCUCAGCUGAGUUGGAAGAAGAAAUGAUGGCAAUAAUUCCCAAGUUUAAGGCUCGCCCUCUAAAUAAGAAGUGUUCUUUAUUGCAGCUUCGAAACCUUUCCCUUCUCCUCGGAACCUUUUCAGCUUAUCCCGAUAAUGGAUGUUGCCGUCGAUUGGAAGAAAACUCUGGCUGGUAUUCACGGAUUGACAGCGUGCGUUUUCUUUCCGGCUAUGUUGACCAACGUCUACUGAAAAUCAAUGCCAAGGUAUUCCAUUCAUAUAAUUCAACAAUGUUUUGCAACAGUGGAGUAUUCUCCAUCGAUAAUUGGAAUGUUUCCCAUGGCAUUUUUAGGGAUCUGGUGACAAGCGGACAACUGUUAACGGUUCUAUUUCUGCUGUAAUAUCAGUUCUCAAGGAUCCUGUAAGAAGCUGUCCUCACUUCAAGGUUUGCUCCACUCUGUGAAUAUCAACUUCGUUUAUACAAUUUGGUUUGCCUCAAUUAAGUUUCAUUGACAAAGCCAACUUAGUUUCACUGACUUCUGAGAUUAUUUAACGUGAGC